UGUUUCGAUCGAGAAUUGAUAUAUUCGGAUGUAAUAACUCGUAUUUGAUAGAAAAUGCCUAUUUCGCAAGAAAAAUUUGGCAUAACAGAUGAUGGGGAAGAAGUUAUAAGGUACACGUUGACCAAUGGCAAUAACUUGGAAGUCCGAAUUAUCAACUAUGGAGGAAUAAUCACCAACAUUUUCGCUCCUGAUAAAAAUGGUAAACGUGCAGACAUAGUUCUUGGAUUUAAUUCGUUUGAUGGUUAUAAGGUGAAGCACCCGUAUUUUGGCGCUCUUAUCGGUCGUUAUGGUAACAGAAUAGCUGGUGGAAGGUUUUCGAUAGAUGGCACAGAGUAUAGUUUGGCUAGAAACAACAACGGCAACGCCUUGCACGGUGGUCUGAAGGGGUUUGAUAAGCGUGUAUGGACCGCUUCGGUAGAAGGGGACAAAUUGGUUCUUCAACUGGACAGCCCGGAUGGGGAAGAAGGGUACCCGGGGAACCUAAUUUGUUACGUCACAUACCAGCUGACCCCUGACAACAGGCUCACCAUUACCUAUUUUGCCUUGACUGACAAGCCCACCAUCGUGAACAUGACAAAUCAUUCGUAUUUCAACCUUAACGGUCACGACUCGGGGACAAUAGACGAUCACGUUUUGCGUGUAAAGGCUUCACACUUUACCCCUGUAAACGAAACAUUAAUACCAAAAGGAAAAAUAGAGCCAGUUGAUGGGACAGCCUUUGAUCUCCAAAGUGACACGUUGCUAGGAGACCGUAUCAAACAGGUGCCCGGCAACAUUGGAUUUGACCACAACUUCUGUUUAGAAAAACCUGGCCAAAUUAAACACGUUGCUAGGUUGUAUCAUCCUGAUUCUGGGCGGUGCAUGAACAUGUACAGCAGUGAGCCCGGGGUGCAGGUGUAUACGGGAGCCCAUAUGCCCGACAUCAUAGGCAAGGGAGGGGUGAAAUAUAGGAAGUUUGCGUCCGUUUGUCUAGAGGCACAACAUUAUCCUAACAGUCCCAAUCAGGAGAAUUUUCCACCUGUUGUUUUACGACCUGGAGGGACGUACACACAAUCUACGAGCUACGAGUUCAGUGUUGUCAAAUAAGCAUACAGCAAACGUUUAAAGGAUAACUUUUAGGAUUUGUUUGUGUUUGUUAUAUUGGAAAAAAUGAAUGUCAAUAUGAAGCGCAGGAAAGGAAAAUAAA
Mya arenaria is the source of this 1186-nucleotide messenger RNA. RefSeq names its product galactose mutarotase-like. Lineage: Eukaryota; Metazoa; Mollusca; Bivalvia; Myida; Myidae. The transcript has 8 exons. Gene Ontology annotation, molecular function: aldose 1-epimerase activity; carbohydrate binding. Bases 55 to 1086 code for a protein of 343 amino acids. The record is from RefSeq and is a predicted model, not a curated record. Gene Ontology annotation, biological process: beta-D-galactose catabolic process via UDP-galactose, Leloir pathway; glucose metabolic process.